This is a messenger RNA of Eptesicus fuscus (big brown bat), 1193 nucleotides long. RefSeq names its product protein S100-A15A-like. Gene Ontology annotation, molecular function: transition metal ion binding. NCBI's taxonomy places the organism in Eukaryota, Metazoa, Chordata, Mammalia, Chiroptera, Vespertilionidae. The transcript has 2 exons. Bases 410 to 676 code for a protein of 88 amino acids. The record is from RefSeq and is a predicted model, not a curated record.
GCUGGGAGGGUGAGCUGGGAGGCAGGGAGGUGGAUGACCUUGUGACCUUGUGUGGGUCUGAGAUGCUUCAGAUCAGGCUCUGAGGGCAGGUGGGUCCCUGAAACUGGCUGAGUUCAUCUUAGGGAGCAAGUGCGUGUGAUGUCAUCUCAGGAAUGCAGUGAGGCUCAGCUGUGCUGUCGAAGGACCCGUGAGGCGUCACAACACUGGCCGCCAUAAUUGGAGGCCCCGAGGAUGGGCAGGGAGGGGCCCUGAGACCAGGCCGGCAGGAAGCAAAGGGCAGAGGCGGCUUGGGCUGGCCCAGAGGAGGUGCUGCUCUCUCUUCCCAGCUUCUCCACUGUCCCCAGCUGCUCCACCUCCACAUCUCUGGACUUGGCCCUUGUCCCGCUGCCAUCAGAGGGGCCCCGCUGCCAUGACGGACACGCCAGUCGAGGAAUCCCUCUUCCAAAUCAUCCACAGCUACCACCAGUACGCGGCCCGGGAGGGGGACGUGGAGACCCUGUCCCUGGAGGAGCUGAAGGCCCUGCUCAUGGACAACGUGCCCCGCUUCAUGGAGAGCCUGGACCAGCCAUGUGAUUACCCGGCUCCCUGGGGACUGCAAGGCCAACCCGAGUGUCUGCCCUCGGUGCCAUGCCCCCGGGGUGACCCAAGGCUGCUGCAUCCAGGACAAGCACCCUAGUCCCUGCAGGUCUCCCUGGCCUCCCUUUUGGGAACAUCAGAGGAGAGUCUUGUCCUGGGCUUAUUGGAGCGCAGCCACCAGGUCACAGAGGGGGGACUGGGUGACUCUGAUGAGUCCCCUGUUUCUAGGGAAACCUUGCCACCUGGGCACGGGGCCCACAGGGCAGGCCCCUGGGCACAGGGCGGAGAUGGCAGCCUGGCCAGGUGGGCUGCGUGAGGGAAGCCUGGGAGAGCUGCCCGGGCAGGAAGCCCGUGCACUGUCGGGUCAGCCAGCCCUGUGGCGGGGCUCCCUCACCUUCGCCUGUCCCGUCUCCUCCUGCACUCUGACCUUGACUUCCUCCCUGCCGUCCCUUCCACCUCGAAUGCUCCUUUGCUCUCCUACGCCACCCCCAGGCCUUAGCCCUCAGGGCCACUGCUCUGGGACAUCCGGACAGUCCCGGGGCCCAUGGCGUUGGCCUUCCCCCACCCCGCCCUUUCCUUAGGACACAGGCCAGUUGCCAUGAACAAUCCUGGGCAGA